AUGUCCAUAGAUGGUACCGUUGCCGAUAGUAUUGUCCGAUCUACUGCUAACAUUAUCACAUUACCGCCAGCAAUUGCCGAAAUUGCUGAUCUAAACUGGAUGGAUCCGGAUCUGAUCCAGUUAGUAGAUUAUAACAAACCGGAUGGAUCCGGAUCUGAUCCGAUUAUGGCAAACCGGAUGGAUCCGGAUCUGAUCCGGUCAGUAAACUACAGUAAACUGGAUGGAUCCGGAUCUGAUCCGAUUAUGACAAACCGGAUGGAUCCGGAUCUGAUCCAGUUAGUAGAUUAUAACAAACCGAUGGAUCCGGAUAUGAUCCGGUUAGUCAAUUACAGCAAACUGGAUGGAUCCGGAUCUGAUCCAGUUAGUGGAUUAUGA
Brugia malayi is the source of this 375-nucleotide messenger RNA. RefSeq lists its product as uncharacterized. The record is from RefSeq and is a predicted model, not a curated record. Lineage: Eukaryota; Metazoa; Nematoda; Chromadorea; Rhabditida; Onchocercidae. The transcript is spliced from 4 exons. The coding region runs from base 1 to 375 and encodes 124 amino acids.